AUGUGUAAAGCAAAGAAAAAGUACACUGACCAACACUUUCCUCUUUUUCUCCUAUCUCUCUCUCUCUUUCUCUCUUUCUCUCUCUCUCUCUCUCUCUCUCUCUCUCUCUCUCUCUCUCGUUCAAUUAGUCAAUCCCACAGUGGUCUCUACAGAAACAGGCGACCUCGAUGCGGAAUGAGAACUUACAACCCAACAACGCACCUUUGCUGCGCAAGGCAUGUUGUAUCUAAAUUCGGAAUUUCUCCCAGCUGUUGUGCAAAACGUGCAUACGAUAACAAAUUUCAGAUAUGCUGUAGCCGAAGAAUCUUUGACAGACACGGCAUUCAACCAGCAUGUUUUUCUGUCGUCUUCCCAAGGUUCCACCUUAAUGUUCUCUCCUUCUCCUACAACUCUCUCUCUCUCUGUCUGUCUGUCUGUCUGUCUGUCUGUCUCUCUCUCUCUCUCUCUCUCUCUCUCUCUCUCUCUCUCUCUCUCUCUCUCUUUAUAACAUACUCCCUUUCUUCGAAAAUUUAUCAAUUUUGCUGCCUUUGCACUCUGUCUACUGCCAAGCAACUUCUAGUUUUGUUCCUCACCUCUUCCCUCCAAAGUAUACAUAGAUAUCUUCUUAAAAACCCACAUCUAAAUUUCAAAAUCUCCUUACCCCAAAUCACAAGUGAAGGAUGUCUAUGCGUGGAAGAAUUUGCUUGGAAUUUGCGGAGCCCUCUUCUUGCUCGUCAUGCUGGAGACGGCAGCGGACGACUCUUUAUAGCCGAACAAAGAGGAGUUAUUUAUAUAUAUUACAAAAACAAAACUCGAGAAAGAAGAGCAUUCUUAGAUAUUAAAGACAGGGUAUUAUACACCAGGUUUAUUGCUGAUGAGCGAGGCUUCCUCGGCUUGACGUUCCACCCACAGUUUGCACUGAACCAAAGAUUCUAUGUUUAUUACUCGGCCCGGUUACCUAAUCGCAGGAGAGAAUGCAUUCGAAUCAGCGAAUUUCGGGUCUUUCGGAAGAAUAAAAAUAGGGCCAACAAAAAUACGGAACGUGUUAUACUAGAAGUGGAGCAACCGUAUGCUAAUCAUAACGGCGGCGAGAUUCUUUUUGGUGAUGAUGGUUACCUCUAUAUCUUUGUGGGAGAUGGUGGGAGUGGAGGAGACCCUCAUGGAUACAGUCAAAAUAAGUCAGUUCUUCUUGGUAAAGUUCUCAGGAUUGAUGUGGACCAUUUUAGUCGCAACAGAAGUUAUUCCAUCCCACCAGACAACCCAUUUGUAAAUGAAUCCGACAGUCGUCCUGAAAUCUUUGCCUUUGGUAUUCGAAAUAUUUGGCGAUGUGACAAGGAUGAAGGAGACAGAAUAACAGGGGAAAACAAAGGUCGUAUCAUUUGUGGAGAUGCCUGUGGAAAAGUAGUCCCUGAGGAGUUGCCUGUCUUUUCUUAUCCACAUACAAUUGGCAAAUCUGUAACUGGAGGUCAUGUUUACCGAGGAUGUGAAAGUCCCAACCUGAAUGGAUUUUACCUCUAUGGAGAUUUUACAAAUGGCCGACUGUUUCGCUUGUUUGAAAACAAGACAACACAAAUGUGGAUGAAUAAAGAGCUCUUCAUGUGUGGAAGUGAUGUCUGCUUAAGCGGACUACAAGGAUAUUAUGAACCAUUUAUCCUUUCAUUUGGAGAAGAUGAAGAUGGAGAAAUCUACAUGCUUACAACUGGAAUGCCUAGUGCUUCUGUAAGGGCUGGAAAAGUAUACAAAAUUGUUGAUCCUUUGCGGCGUGGUGAUCCUGAUUUGUGUAAACCAAGAGUUUUCUUUAACAGUACACAAAGCAGACUUUCUGCCAUCUUGAACACAACUGGGUAA
This is a messenger RNA of Acanthosepion pharaonis, 1827 nucleotides long. NCBI's taxonomy places the organism in Eukaryota, Metazoa, Mollusca, Cephalopoda, Sepiida, Sepiidae. The record is from the annotation of a GenBank genome assembly.